Molecule: messenger RNA, 1287 nt
Organism: Onychostoma macrolepis
Lineage: Eukaryota; Metazoa; Chordata; Actinopteri; Cypriniformes; Cyprinidae
Product: mucin-22-like
Exons: 1
Coding region: 244-1287 (347 amino acids)
Source: RefSeq, a predicted model, not a curated record
UAGCGGAAACUAACGUCAACUAACGGCGCACGUUCAAAAUAAUAGUCCUUCCACUAUAAAGAUACAUAGGGAAUUUAGAACAGUACCACAACUCCAGAAAGUACAACAGUGGAAACCACAACAACAGACACUAGAACAUCAGAAACUACCACCACUGUUACCACAGCUCCAGAAAGUACAACAACAGACACUUCAACAACAACAAAAAGCACCACAACUGAAACAACAACAGAAAGCACUACAAUGACAGAAAGUACAACCACUGGUACAACAACUCAAGAAAGUACAACAACAGAGACCACAACAGCAGAAAGCACCACAAUGGACACUACAACAACAGAAAACACCACCUCCGGUACCAGCAUUUUCGAAAGUACAACAGCAGGGGCAACAAUAACAACAGACAGCACCACAAUGGAUACUACAACAACAGAAAACACCACCACCGGUACCGCAACUUCAGAAAGUACAACAGAAGAAACUUCAACAACAACUGAAAGCAUCACAACUGAGACAACAACAGAAAGUUCAACAACCGAAACCACCGCAACAGAUACUACAACUACAGAAAGCACAACUGAAUCCACAACAACAGAAAGUUCAUCAACAACAGAAGCCUCUACCACUUCUCCGGAAAGUACAACAGUGGGAACCACAACAACAGACACUACAACAUCAGAAACUACCAGCACCGUUACCACAGCUCCAGAAAGUACAACAACAGACACUUCAACAACAACAGAAAGCACCACCACCGAAACAACAAAAGAAAGCACUACAAUGACAGAAAGUACAACCACUGGUACUACAACUACAGAAAGCACAAUUGAAUCCAAAACAACAGAAAGUACAACAAUAAAGGAAAGUACCACGAUGGGUAGUACAACAACAGAAAGCACUACCAUCGGUACCACAACUCCAGAAAUUACAACAGUGGAAACCACAACAACAGAUGCUACAACAUCAGGAAGUACCACCACCAUUACCACAACUCCAGAAAUUACAACAACAGCAAGUACCACAACUGGUAGCACAACUCAAGAAAGUACAACAACAGAGACUACAACAGCAGACACUACACCAACAGAAAGCACAACAACGGAGGUAACAACAACGGAAAGCACUACAGUUACAGAAAGUACAACCACCAGUACCACAACUCCAGAAAGUACAACAACGGAGAUGGCAACAUCAGAAAGCACCACAACUGAAGGAACAACAGACAACACCACAACUGGUACCACAACAGCAGAAAGCACCACAACACGAGAGAACAACAGAAAUUAA